AUGUUGUCUAUUGUCGUUAUCAUUUAUAUUUUAUUAAUUCAACAACCUUAUCACACUAAUCAAUUAGAGACAAUUCAAAUAGCUUUAGCUAGUACUGUCGAAUUACCGUGUACAGUCGGUCAAAAUAGCGAACCGGCAAAUCCUGCAAAGAUCAUCUGGAUUCGUGAUGAUCGAGCAGAUAUUGUCAGUCUUGAUUCAGUUAUAACAGUAAGAGAUCGUCGUUUAAGUAUUCUUACAAUGGAUAGUAUUGAUCGUGAAGAACGUAUUUUACGUAUAACUAAUGUUGAAGAACAAGAUCAAGGUUUAUAUCGUUGUGUACGUGGUGAUAUUACAUUAAAUGAAAUACUUCUUGAUGUACUCAUACCACCAAGAAUCAUUUCUCAUUCACCGGAACAUAUGCGUAUGACAGUUCGUGAAGGUCGAAAUGCUCGAUUUUCUUGUACAGCAUCCGGACGACCAGUACCCGUUAUUCUUUGGCAUGUCAAUGGUCUAUCGAGGCCAGCGACAGUUACAACAAUUACGGGUAAAAAUGAGAGCAUUCUCAUCUUACGUAAUGUUUCACGGUUUGAUUCGGGUCGAGUCGAUUGUUCAGCAAGUAAUACAUUGAGUACUGUCAAUCGACAAUUUCUUCUUCAUGUUAAAUAUAAACCGACAGUUACAGUUCCGUUUCAUUUAUCUUAUUUCCGUUUAUAUGAUUCAGCAACAAUUACGUGUCGUGCUUGUUCAAUACCAUCACCGAUAUUGUUCGAUUUUUUUCGUCCAAAACAAGCAACUCCUAUAAUGAAUGGUGUUAAAGAUAAAUUUGACGAAUUUGUUAAUCAAACAUGUCGACAAUUAACAAUAACUUUAUAUUUAAGUGAUUCAUCAUUCUUUGGAGCAUAUGUAUGUCGUGCUAGAAACUCAAUUGGAGUUUCUCAUGCAGAAUUUAUUCUUAAAGAAUUAGUUCAAUCAACUAAACAUAUGAAAUAUAUAACAGAAAGUCGUCCUUCAACAACAUCAUCAUUGGUUAUUACAACUGUAUCUUCUGCAAUAAUAAAUACUGAUGAUGAUGAUCAUGGUGAUGAAUCAUCUAAACGUCAUAUUGAAUCUUUAUAUAAAUCAUCAAAUACAAUUGCAACAGGAGUAAUAACUCAUAAAAAUCAAGCAUGUCAAUUGUCAAUAUCGUUUUUAUUAUUAAAACUAGUUUUGUUUAUUAUUAGUCAAUGUUGA
Molecule: messenger RNA, 1209 nt
Organism: Rotaria sp. Silwood2
Lineage: Eukaryota; Metazoa; Rotifera; Eurotatoria; Philodinida; Philodinidae
Source: the annotation of a GenBank genome assembly